Molecule: messenger RNA, 2459 nt
Organism: Clupea harengus (Atlantic herring)
Lineage: Eukaryota; Metazoa; Chordata; Actinopteri; Clupeiformes; Clupeidae
Gene: fgf11a
Product: fibroblast growth factor 11a
Molecular function (GO): growth factor activity
Source: RefSeq, a predicted model, not a curated record
AUCAGGACAGGAGGAGGUGGGGGAGGAGUAAGAGGAGGUGGGGGGCGUGAGAGAAGAAGCCCGUCGUCGGUCGUCGCUUUUUUUUCUCUCUAUCAUUUCCUCUCUGUCAGUUUCCUCUGUACCUUUUCUCGCUCUCUGUGUUUCUUUCCUCUCUUUUUUCUCUCUCUCUCUCUGUCUGUCUGUGUCAUUCUGUUGCUCUGCUUGUUCCUUGAAUGUCGCCUGGGUUACGCCCGGCCGCUGGAAUUUCCCAACACUCCCUCACAGGGCGGACAGGACAGGAAGGCUCAGGGAGAUAAGCCACGGAACACGGAGCCGAAAAGAGCUGGAUGGCGAAGAACCUGCGCUCCUUCGUCGAUCUCUCUUCUUCUUCCUCCGCCUCUCCAUCCCUCCGUCCCUCCUCAUCCCUUGUUCCGGACGAUAGGUCCUGGGUCAUCUGUCCCAGGCUUUGGUUGUUUGUUUUUUGGGGGUUCUUUCUGUUUGAGUUCCUGUCAUUUUUUUCUUCCCCAAAAAGUCGUUAAUCCGACAGAGGCAAAGUUUGGGAUUAGGUGAGUCAGGGAAACGGAGAGAGAUCGGACCUGUUCCUGAACUCAGCCGUUCGAGACGGACUGCUGUGUGUUUCUUCUCAUUGAUUGCCAUCCAUCUUUUCUUUCAUUUUUCUCUCUGCCUCGUUCUCGGACGGUGGAGCAUGGAGGUGUUUGAUGCGACGUGUCUCUGUGUGUGUUUGUGAAGUCCACAUGACAGCAGCAGUUUUACAUCCAAAUUCGGCUGUCGUCCAUUUGAUGUAAUCGGAUCUGCACUGUUGCCUCGACAACUGUCCCAAAUCAGGGGACCAUUAACAGCCAUCUACGACUGUUUUGAUCUACUGAAUAACUCUCUUUCCAAAAGCUCCAGCUAGGGGACAAGGGAGGGGAGGACAGACAGUGUUCCCCCCCAGCAAGGACCUGGGACGCGGGGGAGAGAGAGCCCAUGGAGACACGAGGGGGGUAGGACGGUACUUUCUUCUUCUCUACUCAAUGUCUCUAUCCUGCCAGCAGCAUGACUCCUCUUAGAUCCUGUCACUGUGUUUGGAGAGGGAGCAUCACCUACCGGAGCAACACUUGAUCUGGAAAGACUAAACACUGCCUACAAAGAACUACAACUACCAAAAGUCUACAGGGCUCUUCCAACUCCAACGACAAUAACUAUAAAUAAAAAAUAAAAAAAACUUCUCCUGACUUCAUUGGGACUUGUGGACUCCACCCACCCCACGCGCGUUCUCCUAUUUCUAUCCCCGCUCCCCGACCUCCACCUCGGGUGCUGCAGGAAAACCUCCACCGCCCCCUCAGCUGUGAGCACCCCCACCAUCAGUCCGAGCGCCUCCUCCGUCCCGUCGCCCUGGGAGACCCGGCAGGGGGGCGGCCGCCGACCUCAGCCCUGCGCCACCCCCCCACCGGCGGAAGGCGAAGGCUAAGGCUAAGCGCCCGCCGCGGGUUCCGACGCCGCCGCCAACCCCAAGAUGGCCGCUCUCGCCAGCUCGCUCAUCAGGCAGCGCCGGGAGAUAAAGGACCCUCAGGCCAACCGGCAGAUCGCCAACAAGCGCAAACCCUGCCCCAAAGCCAACAAGUCCCUCUGCCAAAAGCAGAUUCUCAUACUCAUCUCCAAAGUCCGGUUAUGUGGCAGUCGAGGGCGAAAACUCGAAAAAAGACCAGAGCCUCAGCUGAAAGGCAUCGUCACGCGCCUGUACUGCCGGCAUGGCUUCUACCUCCAGAUGCUCCCCGGUGGCACCAUGGACGGCACAAAGGACGAAAGCAGCUCCUUCUUGCUGUUCAACUUGAUUCCAGUGGGCUUGAGGAUAGUGGCCAUCCAGAGCACUAAGACAGGGCUCUACGUCGCCAUGAACAGCGAGGGCUACAUGUACGCCUCGGAACACUUUACGCCGGAGUGCAAGUUCAAGGAGUGUGUGUUUGAGAACUACUACGUCACCUACUCCUCCAUACUGUACCGACAGACCCAGUCGGGCCGGGCCUGGUACAUCGGCAUCAACCGGGACGGCCAGGUCAUGAAGGGGAACCGGGUCAAGAAGACCAAGGGCGCCGCACACUUCCUACCCAAACUCAUAGAAGUGGCCAUGUACACAGAACCUUCCCUGCAUGCGGUCGGAGUGCAGAGCCCGGCGUGGAAAACAGCCAAGACGUCAGUCGACUCGCCCGUCCACCCGAACAGCAAAAAAGACGCGCCUGCCAAGACCGCCGCGGCCUCCUAGCGCUGGCCGAGAGAGGGGCACGGAAGGGGCAGUCAGAGGGGCACGGAUGUGAACGUGGCCAUGGGGCAAGAGCACAGGGCAGAGGGCAAGGCACACAACAAAAAAAUACUACGCCUCUGACCUCUGAGAACUCCGUUUCCCAUGAUUCAACUGGGUCCAUCAGUGAACCCUGCCUGACAGACAUGGUACAGCCUGACCUAAGCCAACCCAUGCAAAC